GAAUUACUAGGACUCAGUCGACGGUCCAUUUACAUUCUCUCUCUACAAAAUUUUCAUUUCGCAGAAUCCGCAUCGAUGCCAAAGUCCAAACACGCGCUAACAAAUAUGGACAGCAGCAGCCUCUGACCGGAUGUUUCGUUGCUUCAAGAUCGAAACGGCGUCGAAUCGCCAUUCUGCAAUUCUCGUCCCACCAAACCCAUCUGAAAUCCGCAUCUCCACGGACUAAACCACAGAUUCAGCAAUGGGAUUCUUCACUCUUGUCUUAGCAGGAGUUGGUUUCAUACUCAUUGGCAUGUGGGAAUCCCUCCUUUCAUCCUCUCAAACCCCGAAACUCGACCAAUCUUCAAUCACUCCGGGAACGAGACCCGGAAGAAAAUACCCAUAUUCUUCGCCUCUAACCUUCUUCUCAAUUGCCCUUUUAUCGUUUUUCUUCAUUUGUAACUCUCUGUAUUCGUUAAUCGAUGCGGUCAAUUCGAAGGACAGGGUCGGGUCGCCGCUGCAAUUGCAGGUGCUGGCAACUGCCUUCCUUUUUCUCCUGUACGCUGUUCUCGGGCUUUUGAUGAAGUUCACGGAUUCAAUCCCGUUGCCCUCGUCAUUCCUCAGUUUAAUCUGUCUUUUCGCCUUUGCGGAAGAGUUUUUGUUGUUUUACCUUCAAAGAAAGGACACAGUUGGAAUCGAAAACCGUUACUUUGAUAUGAUGCUUGUUCCGAUCACAAUUUGUCUUUUCUCGACGGUUCUUGAAUUGAAAUCGCCAAAAUCGAAUUUGCCUCGAUUGGCUCGAGGGAUUGGGUUGAUUUUGCACGGGACGUGGUUUCUGCAAAUGGGUAUUUCCUUUUUUUCGAGUUGGAUGGUUCAUGGAUGCAGUUUGUAUGAAAAGAGCAGAGGGAAUUAUACAGUGAGGUGUAAGGGACACCCUGAGUAUCACAGAGGUAGAGCCAUUGCGACGCUUCAGUUUAAUUUUCAUCUUGCUUUUCUUGUGGUUUUGGUUGUUGCUGCGUUCUCAAUUAUUAGUCGGCGGAACGGGGGCCAAGGAGGUUCUGAGCAGUAUAGGCCAAUCGGUGCAGAAACGCAUUCAUUGGAUCUUACAGGACAAUUCUCUCUUGCUUCUGAUGAUGAUGAGAUUAAAGGAGAGGAGAGUAUGGAAAAGCAGAAGCCUGCUGCAAUUGAAAUGGGGGCAAAUGGUCAUGGGUCGCAUUAAUGAGGAUCUCACUAAGAGCACAUACAUGUUUGAUGGAAAGUCAUGCAUUCUAUCGAAUUGAGGAUACUUAUUCGUUUUUCUUGGACCAUUGGGUGGGUGGGUUGGAGCUUAUGACUUUGCUAUGUUAAUCACAUUGCAACAAGCUACUGAGAAGGAAACUUUUAAUCAUUCUCUCGACAAUAGGUUGGAUAAAAUGAGGUUUUGAAGACACUGCAGAUUCUAUUCCAUUGUGUCAUAUAGGAAUGACAACCUUAAGAUGUAGAAGCUCAAACAGUUCUUUUUGGAUACUUCCAUGGUUUCUCAAAAUGGUAUUCAGCGAAAGGUAGUGUCUACUAAAAACCAUUGAGGUUGGUGCUGCUUGUUUGGUGUUUCCUUCUAUGCAUCCAUGUAUGUCCACCCUUCUGUGGUGCUUAUUUAGAUAUCAUUUUUUUGACUGUAAAAAUUAAUUAUCGAGGUUGGUACAUGUUAGAUAUGCUGUAUGGAGGAGAGAUUGUUAGGGUUUUCUACUUCUUUUAGGUCUGUAAUUUAGAUAGAGAAGUUGGUUUUACUAUUAUUGCUUUCAAUUUUCAAUUAGUAUGUUUAGAAAAGAGUGGUAGAUCAACCUUACACCUUCCAUCUUUUGAAAAGCUUCUCAACUUGAAGUCAUGAUUCAUGCAUGGAAGACAUUAUUGGUCUGGUUCAUUGUAAUAGUGACAAUGCCCUCAGGCAGAUCUUCUUGACUUAUUUUUGUAAUGUCGAACUGCUGGGUUAAUAGGGAUGUGGAGUAAAAGAAUGUAUAUAUAAAAUUCUAGAAUUGUUAUAGUUUGACCAAUAUCACUCAUGGAGAUUCUUGUAAUUGUAACAGAGUGAGCUCUGAGUACUUGUUAUCCAUAUUCCAAUCAACCAUUCAUUUUACUAUUGUGUGACUAAUUGGAUCAAGUAUGCUUGGUGCUCUGUUGUGAUUAUUAAGAGGAUCUGGGAGCCAGGGGAUGCUGUUGUUGGCAAAUCAUCUUAUUCUUUACUGAAAUCUGGCCUUGAUUCUUGAGGAUUAUAAAUACGAUAUAUUUAUAUUGAAAUAUUCUGUCUCUGAAAGACUCCUAGAAGAAGCAUCUCAUCUGGGCCCUUCUCCACUGAUCCAUGAUUUGUAGGUUGCCCAGGAGAGUGGUAGUGGAAGACAGUUUCAGAACGAACCUCCAAGAAUCAGGACUCCUCAAUUCUGAUUGUUUUGUUGGCCCAACAACAUAGAUGAUUAUUGCUGGAGUAAGUCAUCAGGCUCCAAUUAUUUUAAUUAAGGUCUAAAUCGAGAAAUAAAUGUAUUGGUGGUACUGAAUUAGGUAUGUAGUUGUACAUUAUGAUGCUAUAAUUGAAGGGCUUUAUUAUUUUCUUUGUAGAAGUUGUCUUUGUUAUAGAAUUGUUGCAUGAAUUGAAGAGGCUUGUGAAUGUA
Molecule: messenger RNA, 2621 nt
Organism: Vitis vinifera (wine grape)
Lineage: Eukaryota; Viridiplantae; Streptophyta; Magnoliopsida; Vitales; Vitaceae
Exons: 2
Coding region: 242-1198 (318 amino acids)
Source: RefSeq, a predicted model, not a curated record